Messenger RNA from Desarmillaria tabescens, 1726 nucleotides. RefSeq names its product 5'-AMP-activated protein kinase beta subunit, interation domain-containing protein. Gene Ontology annotation, cellular component: nucleotide-activated protein kinase complex; cytoplasm; nucleus. Gene Ontology annotation, molecular function: protein kinase binding. Bases 39 to 1538 code for a protein of 499 amino acids. NCBI's taxonomy places the organism in Eukaryota, Fungi, Basidiomycota, Agaricomycetes, Agaricales, Physalacriaceae. Gene Ontology annotation, biological process: signal transduction. The transcript has a single exon. The record is from RefSeq and is a predicted model, not a curated record.
GUCUCUUCCCACCACGCAGCGGGUCUCCUAUUACAACGAUGGGCAACACGCCUUCUAACAAUCAGCAAGACCGUGACCGCAAUUCGUCUGCUACUCGAUUCCAGCAACGUUCAUCACCGUCACCAACGCCUAACCAACCCCAUCGGUCACUCAGACACAAGAAACGGUCUCUAGAACUGCCUGAUCUACAGCUAGACAUUACCCCGCGGAGACCCGCUGCCACCGCGAGUAUACCGAUACCAACAACAGAGAAAGAGAAGGAGAGGGAAAGGCCCAGAGCUAGGCGGCAGCAGAGCGGAUUGGACUCCAAGGCUACGAGCGGACCCGAGGAGCCUUGGUCACGGCAAACGAGCUACCUUCCACCGACUGUACCGCCAUCGUCGCUCGUUGAUGCCCCUCACACUCCACCAGAGCGGGACGAACCGUAUCAGCAGCAGAUCGUACGCAGCACCCUGCCCUUGCCGCUUGUUGUAGAGGCUGCUAUUUCGCCUACCGACACCACAGCUCAGAUGAUCUCUGUACCUAUCAUCUGGACCGGUGGCGGCACGAGAGUCUUCCUCUCGCGUGCAGGUGAUGAUGACUGGAAGACACAAAUACCGAUGCGAAAAAUGGCUGGUGAUGAUGGCAAAAGAUGGACUGUUGACUUGCAGCUACAGCCUGGGACGCAUCAUAUGCGGUUCUUGGUGGACGAGCAAUGGCGUGUAGCUGAUGACUUGCCCCAAGCUGUCGAUGACCAGGGUUCACUGGCCAAUUAUGUCAGCGUCGGCUUGUCGAGUCCACCACCGGCUCAGCUCGAUCCUUCUCCGCCGAAACGUAGCCACAGCUUUUGGAGCACGACAACCGGCGGUUCGAAUUCCUCACCCAGCACUCAUACUCCUGCUCUUCCUCCUCCAUCCUGGACAAAUGUUAUUCCCCUCGAGCUCACUGAGGCCGCUGCUGAGGAGGACGCCUACCUCAAUGCUCACCAUACGACGUCGACGACCCAGGGAGGACGAAAGGUGGUGAAUGGAUUUAUACCCGCCCCGAACAUCCCUCCCGCCCCGCCUUUGCCUCGUCAUUUGGAGAAGCUCAUUUUGAAUACGGCAAGUGGUCAGAGUCAGUCGAGUUCAUCAAGUGGGAAGGAGGGCAAGAGGUCAAGGGGUAGACACGGAACCCAUGGGCAGAGACGGGGUAGCUCUAGUGAGGGUACGCCAGCUUCUGGGGUCGAAGGGAGAGUUCUACCUGUGACGACUGCAAGUGGGACGGACAUCAAUAAUGUGUUUGGCACCGGGGGUGGAUUCACACCGUCAACGCAUACACCGGCGACGCCUCAAAGAAACCCACUGUCGAGCUCAUCACCAAAUCUCAACAAUCCGACACCCAGUGUCAUCGACGAUGAUACAGUUAUCGUCGACGAUACAUCUGUUCUUCCCGUUCCUUCGCAUGUCGUCCUGAAUCACUUGUCGACGAGUUCCAUUCGAAACGGGGUGCUCGCUGUGAGUGGGACAGUGCGUUACAGGAACAAAUUCCUGACCACGAUCUAUUAUAAACCAACGUAGGGUUGGUUAGAGUUGAUGGGAAGACGGGAAUGCUUUGGGGUCGACCGGCUUUGGUUUUUGGAUAUCUGAUGCAACUAAAUAUGUACUACAGUGCCCUUCUGUCUGUUGUUGUCUGUUCUGCUUAGUAUGUGCUUGCUAUAGAGUAUUUUCAGUGUUUGGCAGUUUCAAUCGCAUUGUUUAUUGACUCC